This is a messenger RNA of Alternaria rosae, 907 nucleotides long. RefSeq lists its product as uncharacterized. The record is from RefSeq and is a predicted model, not a curated record. The transcript has a single exon. Lineage: Eukaryota; Fungi; Ascomycota; Dothideomycetes; Pleosporales; Pleosporaceae. Bases 1 to 846 code for a protein of 281 amino acids.
AUGGUAGAUGAUGCAGUGGAUCUUGACUACUCACCAGACGAUGUGGAAAUGCAGGCUUCGCCGCCAGAGGCCACAGCAUCUCUCCCUAAAACAACCCGACCCGUCAGAACUCGUAGUCAUUCAUCAUCGUAUGCCAUAAGUACGGAAGAGUCGCCAUUCUGGACAGACCCCUCACUAAGAGAGCCCGUGCCCGACAGCUCGGCCUUUCCAGCGUCUUCAAGCUUAAAGCAACCUAUGGCAUUCAAAUUUCGGAACCAUAAUGUUGGCCAGCCACCCGGCUAUGUUCGUGGAUCUGCUCCUCUUAUCCGUGAAACUAUGGAGGGACGCUGGCCAGAUGGGGUGCUAAGCGGCGGCGCACUGAUCCAGAUGUUGGAAGACCUAUCGCGCAGCUCGAAAACCGAACACUGGCAGAUCUGUGUCUGGCUAGAUGGUUUCGCCGCAAGAUUCGGUCGCUUUCACAAUCCCGAUGGUCUCAUCGUUACGGACGCACAUGAGAUGUACAUGCUCAUGCUCGCGCGUCAACUUUGGGUUGGUCACAAAGGUGAAUUUGCCGGGGGAGAUAUCUUCUGGAUACCAGGACUAGAACCUAAAGCCAUCACCGACCUGAACUGGGAAGCCGACGCAAGGCUAAGCUUACCAGAGUUGCCUUACAAACAUUACCAGCAGCCUUGGUUGGCGGCAGAGAAUCAGUAUAUGCACCGCGUAAUGGAACGGCCACAAAAGGGAGAGGCUGUCUACAAGGGUUGGGUUGAUGGCAUGAAACGGAAAAGAGACAUUCGCGAGGGUGAAAACAUUGAUCAAAGUAUGCCCAACUACGACUCUCUUGCUUCCACAUCAAAUCCAUGAUGAAGGGUAAUAGGCUGUUCAGUCUUUGAGCUAGGUAGCAUUCAAUUGAAGAUACGUCGAU